GAAGUUGCAGCUUGCACGGCUCGGUUGCCGCCUCCGCCCCCCGCGCCUCAACCAAGCAGGGCGGCUCUCAAAGGCAAUGUCAGACUCCAGCCGCGCACUUCGACUGCCCUAGACCGAGGUUGGGCGCUGCGAUUGAGACUGCUUGUGGGCUGCAUUUGCUGGACGCGCUGGGAGGCGGCGAUCGCAGCUGGGCCGGGACUUCCUUCCUCCACCACAGGACAACAAAACAACCCGGCAGCAGGCACUGAGCUCUUGGCAGCUGUCUGGGUGAGACGCGCAGCGAUGGGCUCCGUGCUGAGCAGCGACAGCGGCAAAUCCCCGCCUGCCUCGGCCACCCCGCGGGCCGUGGAGCGCAGAGGAGCCCCAGAGCUGCCCGUCACGUCCUUCGACUGCUCCGUGUGCCUCGAGGUGUUGCACCAGCCGGUCCGGACCCGCUGUGGCCACGUAUUCUGCCGUUCCUGCAUUGCUACCAGUCUGAAGAACAACAAGUGGACCUGUCCCUACUGCCGGGCAUACCUUCCUUCAGAAGGAGUUCCAGCCACGGAUGUGGCCAAAAGAAUGAAGUCAGAGUACCAGAACUGCACCGAGUGUGACACCCUGGUUUGCCUCAGCGAAAUGCGGGCACACAUAAGAACUUGUCAGAAGUACAUAGAUAAAUACGGACCACUACAAGAACUUGGGGAGACAGCAGCAAGGUGUGUAUGCCCAUUUUGUCAGAAGGAAUUGGAUGAACACAGCUUGCUGGAUCACUGUAUUGCUCAUCACAGAUCAGAAAGGAGACCAGUGUUCUGCCCACUUUGCCGUUUAAUGCCUAAUGAGAAUUCAAACAGCAUCAAUGGCAGUUUAAUAAGACAUUUGCAAGUCAGUCACACUCUGUUUUAUGAUGAUUUCAUAGACUUUAAUAUAAUUGAGGAAGCGCUUAUUCGAAGGGUAUUAGACCGGUCACUUCUGGAAUAUGUGAAUCACUCGAACACCACAUAAUGUUAUUGAAAGGAAAAGGGAGCAAAUCAUACAACCGCACCACUUGUUAAGAUGCUGCUUGAACAGUUGGAGGGAAAUUGUCAAUGUUUGAUGGGAAAAAAUGUACAACAGUUAUGUUUGCCCAUGUUGUUAUUUGCAUUUUAAAACUGCUUUCAUUUUGAUGGUUUAAGUCUGUUUCACAUUCCUGAGUUUCUUAGAUACUUAACCACAAAAAAUAGUCUCCAUCAGCCAUUAAUAUAUAAAAGAACAUAAGGCUGGGAUUUAUGGGUGAAGGAUCUUUAUGGACCCAUUGGAUAACACUGUGUAUAAUAAUGCUGUGUAUUAAUAAAUGCCACCAUGGUUGGGCAAGGUAACUAAUCUUUGUUCUAUGUAAAAAGAUGGAAGUGAAACAAAUUAUGGACAUCCAAGGAAAUAUGAAAUCUGUUUCAAUAUUCAUGUUCUAAUCACUAAUAGAAUAACAUGAAUAACCUUGUAUGGUAGGAAAGGAAAAUUUUGGACAUCAAUGAAGUCCAUUUAACCCAAUUGUAUAACAUAAUGUAACAAAAUUAAUUUUGUGUUAGGAAUGUAUGCUUAGUUCUUUUACUUUUUAUAACUGCACACAUUAAGAAGUUAAUAUUAUAUUUUUCAAAUAUUUGUAGCUUAUUAUUUAGAAAUAUUUCUAUAAUGUAGGCAAUUUCUUAAGAAUCAUCAGCGCAUAUUUACAGUAGAAAUAUUCACUUCCAUAAUUUUUAGUGGAAAACCCAAAGGGCUUUGAUAUUAUUUUUCUUUUACCCUUUAGAAAAAUUAUAAAAUAAAAGAUAAAUACUGACAACCAAACAGGAAAUGUAUAGAUCAUUACAUAGUGAUAGGGAACUCUCACAGAUAGUGAUAGUUCUCUGCCAGCCACCCUGGAUGUCCUCCUGUGACAGUCACAACCCUCUUCACCAGCCCCAUGAAAGAAACCACUACAUCGAUUUCAACAGUUAAUCACUUCUUUGCAUUUCUUUAGUAUUCCGCUACCCGAGUGUGUAUCUCUACACACUAAUUUUUGAUCUUAUCCUCUUAAAAUUGCCAACAGAUAAUAAUAACAUUCCUUUUUAAUUUACAUGUUCCUCCUUCUUUCUUUUUCUUAAAAUUUGCCUGUUGAAGAACCUGGUUUUAUGACUUCCAGAGUUUCCCACAGUCUCUAUUAGUAUUACUGAGAGCAGACUCAUGGCACAACCUAGCAUGUUUCUUUGUCCUCUGCAUAUUGACACAGGGAUCGAGAGGUUUGAAAAGACUUUGGCAAGACUAUAGGUCAUGAUGUGUCCUUUCAUCAGAGGGCAUGUAAAUGUCUGCUUCUCUCUUUUUGUGACAUCAGCAAAAACUGAUACUGCUUACUUUGAUCCAUUGAUUUAUUGUGGGCUGGAGAAUAUUCUGUCAUUUCUUUUGUUUAUUACUUGGAACAUUUUUGUAAAGAGAUGUUUCCCCACAUUUAUGAUUUGGUUAUUCGAUGGCAAUAUUCAUAUAGAAAAGGGAAAACAAAUAUUUGAAUUUUUCCCUUUAUUUACCAAUUUUCAAGAUAAUAAAAUUGCUUCCUAUCAUCUUCUAGUGAUCACUUUUUUUAAAGUAUUGUGAACUAAUUCAUAGGUUAAAACAUUUUAUAGAGUUUAAUUCAUUCAAAAUAUUACCUUAUUAAAGCUCAAAUUGUCACAUCUUUGUCCAUUGGGUGCCUCAUCAAGUUGUCUCUGAGUCCUUUUGACACUAGCAAUCUUUAAUAGCUUCCUUGCUGUCUCAUAUGACAGAAUAUUUCAGGCUCAAAUUGUAUGUUUCUUCCCCCAGACCUGGAAUUGGCCAUUUCACAAAGAAGUCUGGACAUUUUCAAUGAGAAGUGGUAUUUGAAAACUAUAAUUGGGGCUGUUAUGCUUAUUGCAACUAGGUUUGCCAUUGUUUCUGGGAAAAAGCUAGGAAUAUCUUUGUCUUUUAAAGAAAAAUUGCUUCAUGAGUUUAUUUUGAUACUUCCAAAUCAAACUGAGAACUACAGGGUUUUUACCUAUCCUUUCUAUUUCAACUGUCUUCAUUUUUCUGUACUGAGAAUCCUGGUUUUCAAGACACAGGCCACAACAGAAUUAGAAUAUCCUACAGAUACUCGUUUCUUUAUCUACCUUACACACACAACUGUCUCAGAAUAACAGCACUAAUACAACCACCGCCAAUAUUUAAUUAAAACAAACACUUUUUAAUUUGUUCUCCCCAUUCUCUAUUUUUUUAAGUUGUACUAUAUCAAUAUUUUCAGAACAUAUUGGUAUGGUAUAACAUACUAUACUCUCUCUAUCCCCCAUUUAGUCUUAGUUUUUCAAGUAACUAUGUUCAGUGCUUGCUACCAGUCCUUAUUUGAUAGCUCUGUUUUUCAUACCUGACUCUAUAAUGAUGAAUCCAGAAAAAAGAAUAAUGUUUCCAUCUGGAAAUCAAGCCAUUAAAUUAAUUAAAAUGUUAUUUGGCUGCAGUUAGCUUUUAAAUUAUAAUUAUUUAUAAACUUUUUUUGUUUUUUACACGCAGUCAUGGUACCCAAAAUAUCUCUAAUAAACUAUCCAUUACUUCUUAAAAGUCUUAACUUACGAUUUGGUCUUCUACUACAGGGUAAUUAGAAAAACAUAAAGCUGAUGAAGUUUAGAGGGCUCUAUUUCCUCCUAGUUAGAUACUGACUUCACAUCUGUGAACAAGUAACAACAGAUUUUUAGUUUCACAAUCUUCCUCCAAUUUGGAGAGAUUAUCCAAUAAAGCCAAACCUGUUGGACAAGGGCAAAAGGAGAGGAACUUUUCAGAAGUAAUCAUCAGACUGAAAAUCUAGUCCCUGAAAAGUAAAAGAAAUAUACUUCUGAGCAUUAGUACUAACUAUCCAGAAAAUAAAUCUUUGUUAAUUUAGAGCAAUACGAGAGUCCACUUUAAAUCUGUGAAACUUGAAAAAAACUUUAAAACUUUAAAUACCGUAUUUUAAAUAAAGCUUUAAGUCACCUACCACCGUUGACCUCAGUGCAGCAAUUCUGCAUCCUGCCUGGAUUCCUCACUUGAUAAUUUUGCCACCUACAGGAAAAAUUAGGUGCUGGACACCUGGAUUAUUUUGCUUUUCGAAUUAUUUUGAGUUCCAAAAUGGUCAAGUGCAAAUAUUGCUUGUUUUACUGUGCCUUUAACUUCUGAUAAAAAGGAACUUAAAAUUCAUUGUUCAAAAUAUGAAAACCAAUAUAUGAAGCUAUUGACAAUGAAAAAUUUCACUUUGUUAAUAGUGCCUCAAGAUGCAACUUCUUCAAGGCCUUAGAAAGGAAAUCUGAUUCACUCGUUAUUCUUCAAAAGCUAAAUUCUUCUAACCCUACAAAAACUUAUGGAGAUUUUCCUUUCAUAUAUUCUUUCAUCCAAGUUUUUAUAAUGCAGGUUGAAAGCUGGAUUGUGAAUCUGAAUCUAUGGUAAAGAUAGCUCUAGGUCAGAUCUCCUAACAUACUGUGGCUCCAACAAUGUUGCUUCGUUACUUUUACUGGGUGCUAAGUAUCUUUCAUUUUGAGGUGAGCUUACUCCAGUUAUUGAAUGUUUAUUAUAUAAUUUGUAUCUUUAAGCAUUGAAGUUCUUUUAAAGUCAUUGAGAUCAAUUCUUAUGCAACUGCAAAAAGAAAUCUGUAUAAAGAUCAGAAUUUAAAAUGUACAGUUCUUUUUUCUUCUGUAAAUAUGUAUUGUGAGAAAUAAAGAAUGGC
Messenger RNA from Artibeus jamaicensis (Jamaican fruit-eating bat), 4681 nucleotides. It is a transcript of the gene RNF125, whose product is annotated as ring finger protein 125. Gene Ontology annotation, molecular function: ubiquitin protein ligase activity. NCBI's taxonomy places the organism in Eukaryota, Metazoa, Chordata, Mammalia, Chiroptera, Phyllostomidae. Bases 283 to 981 code for a protein of 232 amino acids. The transcript is spliced from 6 exons. The record is from RefSeq and is a predicted model, not a curated record. Gene Ontology annotation, biological process: ubiquitin-dependent protein catabolic process; protein polyubiquitination.